AUGUCCAACACCAGCGCGACGCACGCCGCCUCUUCUCCCUUCGACAACCACCCACGAUCCCCUCCGCCCAUGCCCUCCGUCGACGACAUGGACGGCACCAUCCCCGUCAGCAUCGAUGCGCGUUCAAUACGAUCGUCGCGGCCCGUUUCGUACAUCACUCGCGCGGGCCUCGCCGCGUCCUACCCUCUGCGCGGCAUUUGGUACUUCCUCCGAAACAAGGAAUUCUGGCCGCUUUUCAUGAGCAGGCUGCUGCCGUUGUCGCUCAUUUCGUUCCUCGUGUACCUCGUGCUCUUCACUUUCGCCUUCCUGCCCCAGUAUGCCUUCCUCGCCAUCUGGCAGGGUUGGGGUGCCUGGGUCAACGCCUUGGUCUUGACUCUAGGCGAGGGCCUCGUCAUUAUACAGGGCCUGUUCGAGGGCUUCUUUGUCGACGAGUGCCGCGUCGACGUGUUUGAUGCCACCUUCCUCAAGCUUGGCCUGAGGGACCUCAUCGCGCCCAACCGCAUUCUCUUUGACGACGCACCCGAUGCAGUCAAGAGCCUCGGCAAGCCGACGUCGCCCGCCAUAUACACACCGUGGAGCAUCAUCCAGAUUGUCGAACUCAUCGUCUUUCUCCCGCUCAACGUGGUGCCCAUCGUCGGCACGCCAGCCUUCAUCGUCAUCACGGGCACGCGCCUCGGCAAACUGUCGCACUACCGUUGGUUCCAGCUGCGCGGCCUGUCCAAGCAGGAGCAGAAGCGCGAGAUAAGGAGUCUUACCUGGGACUACGUCUUCUUCGGCACCGUCGCCAUGAUCCUCGAGCUGAUCCCGGUGCUGUCCUUCUUUUUCCUUCUUACCACGACAGCUGGGUCGGCCAUGUGGGCGGCGCGCAUGGAGGACGAGAGGCAUCGCGGCCGCAGGCCUGCCGUCGACCCGCACUUUGUCGAUGACGAUGGGCCGUCUCAGCCGCCACCACAGUACUCCGAUGCUGCUGCCUGA
This is a messenger RNA of Purpureocillium takamizusanense, 975 nucleotides long. RefSeq lists its product as uncharacterized. The transcript is spliced from 2 exons. NCBI's taxonomy places the organism in Eukaryota, Fungi, Ascomycota, Sordariomycetes, Hypocreales, Ophiocordycipitaceae. Gene Ontology annotation, cellular component: ascospore wall; lipid droplet; prospore membrane. The coding region runs from base 1 to 975 and encodes 324 amino acids. The record is from RefSeq and is a predicted model, not a curated record.